This is a messenger RNA of Symbiodinium necroappetens, 795 nucleotides long. Lineage: Eukaryota; Dinophyceae; Suessiales; Symbiodiniaceae. The record is from the annotation of a GenBank genome assembly.
AUGUACCGCAAUCAUCAGUAUGACAUGGACUGCAUCACCUGGAGCCCUGCGGGGCGCAUUCUUCAGGUGGAGUAUGCCAUGGAAGCUGUGAAGCAGGGAACGCCCGUGCUCGGCUUGCGCUCCAAGGAAUGUGUUGUGCUGGUCUCCUUCAAGAGAGCUCAGUCAGAGCUGGCAUCCCAUCAGCAGAAGAUCUUCAAGAUCGAUGACAACAUGGCCAUCGGCAUCUCCGGCCUCACUGCAGACGCACGCGUUCUGGCCGACUACAUGCGCAACGAGUGCUUGAACCACCGCUAUGUCUUCGACUCGGCGAUGAACGUGGGCAGGCUCGUGGCGCAGGUGGCCGACAAGUCCCAGCAGAAGACCCAGAACUCCUCCAAGCGGCCCUAUGGUGUCGGACUCCUCGUGGCUGGUUGCGACGAGAAGGGCCCACACCUCUUCGAGACCUGUCCCAGCGGAAACUACUUCGAGUACUAUGCCAUGGCUAUCGGUGGGCGCUCAACCUCAGCGAAGACGCACCUAGAGAAGCAUUUCGCGGACUUCGAGACUGCAGAUGUAGAUGUGUUGGUCAAGCACGGGCUGGAGGCCAUGAACAAGACGACCUCGUCGGAUCAGUCCUUGACGACCAAGAACACCGCAGUCGCCGUGAUUGAAGCUGGAGGCAAAUACCGGGAGAUUUCGGGCGACGAUCUUCAGAAGUUCAUCGACGGAUUGGAGAAGAAGGCAGAGGACGAACCCAUGCCCGAGGAGCCCACUCCGGCAGCAGAGGGCGCCGCUCCCAUGGACACGUCGGGAUGA